Messenger RNA from Microstroma glucosiphilum, 2614 nucleotides. RefSeq lists its product as hypothetical. NCBI's taxonomy places the organism in Eukaryota, Fungi, Basidiomycota, Exobasidiomycetes, Microstromatales, Microstromataceae. The record is from RefSeq and is a predicted model, not a curated record. The coding region runs from base 243 to 2528 and encodes 761 amino acids. The transcript has a single exon.
GGACUAGGAACUCAUUCGUCGUACUUCGGCUUCAAGGAGUAAGCCGAGUCCACCGUGCCUAGGAAUUCCGCAAACGCAAGCCAGGGCUAUCUUCGGUUUGCAGCCUUUGCGGGUGCCUUUCGUUGGUGUCUCCCACGCCUCGUCUCAAACCCCUUGUACCUGAGCGCAAACGCUGGUCGUUUGACCCUUUCACUUCGGAAAUUGCUUCUACACCGCCAGUGGAGCGAGCUCAAGAUACUAUAAUGUCGCUCGCCCACUCUCCCAGGUCUGCUUCGCCUGCCGUCUCGUCGUACACAUUAGAGGAGCCGGGAACAAGCUCAGAGUGUGAAGACGAUCCAGACGAUCAAAUGUCUCUUCUUGCAGCUCAGCCGCGAUCGGCUACAUGCUCUAGACCUCCUUGUCUCAAGCGCGCCAGUGAGCUCGGCUGUAGUUCCACCAGCGUACAGCCCUCGUUGGCGGCUACGUCGGUUGGACGGCCUGCGGUAGCAUCAGUCUUUUCCUUUGCUGCUCCGAGGUCCUUCCCAUCUGCACCAGCUUUCAAGCGACAGGUCACCUUCGACGCCGCCCCACCCGAGGCUUUCGUCACCUUUCAUCCUGAGGACUACGACCGUACUCAGAUCGAAAUCACACAAGGAGGAUCCGACUUGGAUUUGAGACUGCCCACGAAGUGCAAGAGAUACAAUGGUGAAGGCGGCGAGGAGGAAGAGGAAGCCUCCGAGGUUGAAGAUGACGCUUCUGAAGAUGGCUCUGCCCGAGGUUCAAGCAGGGACAGUGGCGCCGGUUGGGCCUGUCUCAAAAGUGGAUCUGUCGUCGGUUCUGUCGGGGGGACUCUCACCGCUGGCAUUCCACGGCCACCAGUCGAUCCCUCUGUGGUCAGUCUCCCCGUACACGGCUUCAAGUCCUUCGGCGGGUUUGGGCAACAUCCGAAAACGAACCAGGUGGAUGAGCAUACAUCGCAGUCUCUCUCCGACACCAUGAGUGACGAUGGCAUCGGAAGCGAUGUCGAGUCGAGUGACAAUGGGGCGGCUGCCAUGGAGGCCGCUGCUCUUGCUUCAAAAUCCCCCAACGUCACACCUCGUGCCAGUCCUCGUAUUGUGCCAAGGUGGGCUCGAUGCACAGGCUACUUCGAUGAGGCCGCCUCAGCCAAUACAGACAUGGAACACGAAAUGCCGUCCGGCCGCCAGCAAGCACCAGAGCUCAAGGACAUCACACCGGUUGCCACACCACCCCUUGUCAAAGAAGCACAGUCGCCACAACAAGCGCAACGCCUGAUGACUGGGGAUCUUGAGAUGGCGUCGGAAGGCUCGACUUCUCUCUACGGCUUUCAGGAGAUGCACUCGCCAAUGGAGGUCGAUCAGUCUUCCCCGAAUCUGGCGAAUAGAUCCAGCGAUACCGAGACACUGUGGAGCGGUGGAUCAUCUUCACCUACUCAACGUGGAGAUGGCUCCCAGGCUCACCCCUCUGAAGCAAGCCGUUCGACAAAAGGUGGUUCGACCGACGCUGCCGUCACACACAACUCUGAAGGUACACCUGCACAAGGUGAAGUUGUCUCCGCCUUUGCAAGUCUUCACUGCCAGGACAGCAGUGGCGAAGGGCACAGUAGCAGCAACGAGUCGCAAGCUUGCCAUUCAUCCCCUUCGCCAAUGUCUUCACGCUGCUCCAGCACAGAUCCGUGGAGCAAUCUCAGCAGUGAAGACGAAGGAGCCAGAAGUCCUGCGCAUGGUCUUUGGAGUAGCUGCACAUCACCUGACAUGAUGCCUUUCAAGACCGCCACUUCUUCCGAACCGAAAAGCGCACAUCUUCACGUCGCUCCAGAUCAGUACAGCUCCAUCAGCACGGGGGGUGCCGCGCCUCAGACCAAAACAUAUACGCACUCGCCCAGCAUGAUGCAGUCUGCCUUCUUCACGGUGCCUGCUGUCGAUGAUGCAGACGUCUCUGGUGAGGCCAUGACCCACAGCAGAGACGGCACCUCUUUGCUAUUGCCAGGACCCCAGAAGUCCGUGCUUCGAUCAGCGCUCACCCGCCUCGAGGCCGAGAUGGCUGGCACCGGCGGCAGCUCUGUGGAUCGUAGCGGAGACGUGACUUCGAGCAGCAGCUGCAUAUCGUCUGGAUGCACUUCAGCCGACGAAGACGGUGUCGCCUCAACAUCCAGGCUCAGCGCGUCUGGCGCUGGCAAGCCAAGACGUAAAUCUUCUCUCUCGUCAUCCUUCGGCGAAGAGGCAUGCCGAACGAGCGGUGAAGGUGGGAGACGGGAACGAAGAUCAUCUCGGCCUGGCCAUUGCUCAAGGAAGAGUUCUCUGUCCACAGGCCGAGAAGAAGACGAAGGAGGCAGAAGUGGCUCGCACUCUCCGUCCCCCUCUCCGGAUACCGAAGAGCCGAUGCCAUCAAGGAAGCGACAUGGCUCAAAGAGCAGCCGAUCUGGUUCCGGAUCCUCCUCGACAAGAAGCGGUAGCAGCAGUCGGAUACGAAUGACGAGGGAUAGAGAAGAGACAGAAAUAGAAGAUGAAGGGGCUUUGGGUGGAUUCUGAGAAGCGCAAACAACGCGUGUGCCUUUGUACAUAUGACUCUUUGAUGGCGGAAGGGGCUCCUGUGUGGGCGGCCAAGGUGGAAGACC